CUGGCACGGACACUGCCCUUUCUCCUCCGGGACAAGGACCCUCGUCACUCUUCUCAGCUCGGCGAACGGAGAAAGGGCCCGGGACUGGAAGCUUGGAGAUGUGAGCUCCAGGCCUGACCCCUGCUGUGACAUAGCUGAAAUGACUUUGGGGCAGGGUGCCUGGUGCUUCAGCUUCUCCGUCUAUAAAACGAGCCUGAUGAUCCCCCUCCCCACUGCCUGCGACCUCACUACUUAUUCAACGGGCUUUUUGUCCAGUGCUUCCAUGUACCUGGUUCAAGAAGAUUUAGACCUCAGAGGUCAUCGAAUUCAAUCCAAGUGUCCUCAUAAUCCCAGGAUACAGAUAGGGAAACGGAGGAACUAAGCGUUUGGGUGACUAGCCCAAGGUAACAGAGAUUAAAAGGCAGACCGGGGCAGGAUCCCUAGUCCCUUGAUUGGGGAUUUCAUAAACUAUGACUGAUGGAUGCACAGAAACCUUACCAGCCCUUAAGCACUGCAUGCCCUUAUGGAGAGGUUAUUACUAGACUGUUCUACACCACGAGGGAAGUCCCCUUUCUAGUGUCCAUGUAUUUCAGUCGUAGGUGAGGUGCAGUGGAACUGGAGUAUUCUGAGAGUGGGUGAAAUUUAGGAGAUUGAAAAUCCCCAGCGCCAACCUUGGCCUGGGUUUCGCUGAGUCUUCUUGCAACAGUCCUAAGUCAACAUCAGUUGUUUCCAUCUCCUCUGCCUCCGGUUUCCACCCUGUCUGUAUCUUACAUCUACUGACUCAACAUUUCCUGGAAAAAUGGAUGGUUCCCAUCAUACAGGGAUGAGCUAUAUGGACCACAACGAUACCACAUCACCCCCUCACCAUCACCCGACCACUUCAGUCUCACACUCCCAUGCUGAAGGACAUGGUGACACGAUGAUGAUGAUGCCUAUGACCUUCUACUUUGGCUUUAAGAAUGUGGAACUAUUGUUUUCUGGUUUGGUGAUCCAUACAGCUGGAGAAAUGGCUGGAGCUUUUAUGGCAGUGUUUUUACUAGCAGUGUUCUAUGAAGGACUCAAGAUAGCCCGAGAGAGCUUAUUGCGCAAGUCACAAGUCAGCAUCCGCUAUAAUUCCAUGCCUGUACCAGGGCCAAAUGGAACCACCCUUAUGGAGACACACAAAACUGUUGGGCAGCAGAUGCUGAGCUUUCCUCACCUCCUGCAAACAGUGCUGCAUAUCAUCCAGGUGGUCAUCAGCUACUUCCUCAUGCUCAUCUUCAUGACCUACAAUGGGUACCUCUGCAUUGCUGUGGCACUGGGGGCCGGCACAGGAUACUUUCUCUUCAGCUGGAAGAAGGCAAUAGUAGUGGACAUCACUGAGCACUGCCAUUAACAUCAGACUCCAUGGUGUGGCCUUAUCGAUUACAAUGGGAAGCAGUUCGAGACUGGAAGACAUGAUCCCUACUCCAGUCAUCCCUUUUUGCUCCUUGUCUCCUUACACACACACACGCACACGCGCACGCGCGCGUGCGCGCACACACACACACACACUUGCUCAACAGAGGUUUAGCUUAUAGUCUCUGAGUUAAACUGGUAAUCUCCCCAUUCUUUCUAAUAAGCUGAGAUUCCCAUUUCUCUUGAGAAGAGGCCACCCAUGAGAUGUCCUCUCCUCACAAUCAUCUUAGAUCCAAGUUAUAUAUUCUUGACUAAUCCAGGUAGCUGUAUAUUCAAUGACAUGAUCUCCUGAUUUCUUUUUAAUCUUUUGGGUUUUUUUCAACAGACAAUAUGUGACUUUGGUGAUUUUGUCCUGGAUGAGUGAUAGAAAGGGAUUAUCGACUUCAGCCAGGAUAGCAUCUGAGGAAAAUUCUCACCCAACUAAACCCAGAACCCAAACUUAACACUAGAAAAUAAGUUCCAGUUUUUUGACUGAAUAACAGGAAAACACACUGUGCCUUUCCCUAGGUGUGAUGUUUGCACCAAAAUCUUUGGAGUGUGCAUAGGGGUGGUUUUGAGACUAAAUACAGGCCUGGAGCUUGCAGAAGUGUGCAUUCCUGGACAGCUGACUUAUCAGCUUGUGUCCCUGCUUAACAUUUUGAUUACAAUGAACUAGCCACUCCAGAAAAAAAGACAAUCAAUUUGAGAAAAUAGAAAUAGAUGUUUUUAAAUAAAACUACCAGUAUUUUACUUUGACUUAGUACCUUGGUUUGUCACAGCUCCUCAUUGAAGCAAAAGGGAUUGAAUCAUUCUUUUCCCAUUGAUUGUUUUUAUGUCUCUGCCUCCAAACCAGUGGUUUUCAAACUUUAGAAUGUAUCAGAAUCACCUAGAGGGCUUGUUCAAAUAAUGGUUGCUAGGCCUUAACUCCAGAGCCCAAAAUUUGGCAUUUCUAUCAAGUUCCAGGUGAUACUCUUGUUACCAGGGGACCACACUUUGAAAAUUUCUGCUUUAAACUAAGGGAGUAUCACCUGGUAGGGUGAGCCACCUGGCACUGGGCCUAGGAAUUUGAACUGCUGAUAAGUAGGUGGUAUCUCUGGGCUUAACUCAUGUACUCAAUUCUGCUGGUCAGUUACUUAAUCAUUCCACAAACAUUUUCAACCUCAACUGUGUGUGUGCGUGCCAGCGCACACGGGUGCAGAGUGGUGUUGUCAGAGCAACUUUUAUCAGCAUGGACGUCACCCCUCUUUACUUUUAAAGAUCUGUGGUUUCUUGGAAGUAGCUUGAAGGUUUGAGAGAAUACCUUUGACCUGCUGUGUAAAUCAAGCAUUCAUGGGGUCAGCAGGGCAAAAAAGCUCAGCCUUUCCCUUUGGAGAGGCUUAGGGUGUGGUCUGCUGCUGGCCAGGUUUUCCUCAGCCCCCAACAUCUGUGGCCACAGCAGGCAGAGCCUCAUUCUCCACCUCACCAUUUUUGUCACUUUGGGGGCUUAAUUAGAUUACAGGUGGCCAAAACCUCUCUUCUCCUUAAUGAAGAAUCACAUUGGAUUUUUAUCUUUGGUUGUUAGUCUACACUACAGUUGUGUUCCCAGUCCAAACUACCUCUGUAAAGUGACUCUUCCAGUGCUGUCUAUUAAAUCCUGCCCUCCUUGGUGCUAGACUCCAAUUGUGCCUCGGGGCAGAGGAGACAAAACACAGCUAUCCUGUUGGCGUCUGUUGUGGUUUUGAAGGUUGUACUUUCUCUGAGGGUGCCAGUUAAUUAUUGGAUAGUGAGGAAUAUGUACUUCUAUGGCUUCGAACCAAGAAAGGGUUAUGAGCUGACUGGGUGGAGGUUAAAAUCCAGGAAUCAACGUUGAGAGCUUUGCUUUUCUCUCAUUCCAUCCCCCUUAAGUGCUGAUACCUAGAUUAGCUAAACAUGAGCAGAGUGAAUGACAGAGUCAAACAUUAAGGUCUAAAUAGCCUGUUAUUGUCUCAGAUGCCAAGGAAUAAUAAAACUAUGACAAAAGAAAUGAGAGUCAAUGUUUAGUAGUGACCCUGGUGAUCUCCAGACAUCUUGGCAAGCGCUGGAAUAAGAUACCCUUUAGAAACAGGACCUUAUCAGGAAGGUAAGAAAAAUCAAGGCCAGUUAAGACAAAGUGCUAUGAAUUUGAAACUCACAGACAGAAACAUCAGUUUAGUGUAGGUCUCUGGGUAUUCAGGAUAGAGAAUCUCAUGAAAAACCUGAAUUUCAGAGGUUUUUAGACUAGGUUGCCAAAGCGUGAAACCAGUGAAGGAGAAAAUAUUUAAAGCUUAAUUCCAUCCUUCCUGAGCUCUUAAGAUUGUGGUAAUACAAUGAUCUCAUCAACUUUCAUUUCUGAAUCCUAUUCAUUUGGAAUUUAACGCCUGACUUGUUUUGAACCCAAAUUUCUCUUUUCUCCUCUUCCUGUUCACAUCUGUUUGGAGACGAUAUCCCCAUUUCUUUGGCUCCUUAUUCUGCUCUCAGAUUUUCCUUUCAGUAAUUUCUUUUCCGUAUCUGAUAUAUCUAGUUUAUUGAUUCUGCCUAGCCCACCUGAUGCAGUGGAUAUAGAUACCAACCAAAAGUCCUAAAUCCUCCUAGAGACCUUGAACAUGCUUCAAAAGCAGUUGCCCCACUCAAUUUCUAUAAUGCUAGGGAGAGGGCUAUCUGUUACCAUCCCCACAGUUACAGAAUUUU
This is a messenger RNA of Trichechus manatus latirostris (Florida manatee), 4080 nucleotides long. It is a transcript of the gene SLC31A1, whose product is annotated as solute carrier family 31 member 1. The transcript is spliced from 5 exons. Bases 779 to 1354 code for a protein of 191 amino acids. Gene Ontology annotation, biological process: copper ion transmembrane transport. The record is from RefSeq and is a predicted model, not a curated record. NCBI's taxonomy places the organism in Eukaryota, Metazoa, Chordata, Mammalia, Sirenia, Trichechidae. Gene Ontology annotation, cellular component: plasma membrane. Gene Ontology annotation, molecular function: copper ion transmembrane transporter activity.